Exserohilum turcica Et28A is the source of this 1956-nucleotide messenger RNA. RefSeq lists its product as uncharacterized. NCBI's taxonomy places the organism in Eukaryota, Fungi, Ascomycota, Dothideomycetes, Pleosporales, Pleosporaceae. Gene Ontology annotation, biological process: glyoxylate cycle. Gene Ontology annotation, cellular component: cytoplasm; peroxisomal matrix. Gene Ontology annotation, molecular function: malate synthase activity. The record is from RefSeq and is a predicted model, not a curated record. The transcript has 4 exons. Bases 70 to 1701 code for a protein of 543 amino acids.
CUCUUCGUCUCGUCUCGUACCUUGAUCCCCUGCCCACCCCUUUGCACAUUGAUAUAUACCAACUGCACAAUGGCCGUCAAUCCCGAACGGAUCCUGCGAGAGGUCAACAUCCUCGGCGACCUCAAUGACCAGAACCGCCACAUUCUCAGCAAGGACGCCUGUGUCUUCCUGGCCCUUCUCCACCGCACAUUCAACGAGCGCAGAAAAGCCCUGCUCCAGCGACGCGUGCUUCGCCAGGCCGAGCUCGACAAGGGAAACCUGCUCGACUUCCUGCCAGAGACCAAGCACAUCCGUGAGAACGAUGCGUGGAAGGGUGCUCCGCCUGCGCCGGGCCUCGUCGACAGGCGCAUUGAGAUUACCGGCCCAACUGACCGCAAGAUGGUCGUCAACGCCUUGAACUCUGACGUCUGGACCUACAUGGCCGACUUUGAGGAUUCAUCCGCACCAACAUGGGACAACAUGAUCAAUGGCCAGCUCAACCUGUACGACGCCAUUCGCAGGCAGGUCGACUUCAAGCAGGGCGAGAAGGAGUACAAGCUCCGCACCGACCGCAAGCUCCCCACGCUGAUUGCGCGUGCUCGAGGCUGGCACCUCGAGGAGAAGCACUUUACCGUGGAUGGCGAGCCCAUCUCCGGUGGCUUGUUCGACUUUGGACUGUACUUCUUCCACAACGCCCAUGAGCUCGUCAAGCGCGGGGCAGGCCCAUACUUUUACCUGCCCAAGAUGGAGUCGCAUCUUGAGGCUAGGCUGUGGAACGACGUCUUCAACCUGGCUCAGGACUACAUUGGCAUGAGCCGCGGAACCAUCCGUGGAACCGUCUUGAUUGAGACCAUUACCGCUGCCUUUGAGAUGGACGAGAUCAUCUACGAGCUUCGCGACCACUCGUCUGGUCUCAACUGCGGCCGCUGGGACUACAUUUUCAGCACCAUUAAGCGUUUCCGCCAGAACCCCAACUUUGUCCUUCCCGACCGCGACUCUGUCACCAUGACUUCGCCCUUCAUGGACGCCUACGUCAAGCUUCUCAUCAAGACAUGCCACAGGCGUGGCGUCCAUGCCAUGGGCGGCAUGGCAGCCCAGAUCCCCAUCAAGAACGACCAGCAGGCCAACGACGCUGCCAUGGCCAAGGUCCGCGCCGACAAGCUCCGUGAGGUGCGCGCCGGCCACGACGGCACAUGGGUAGCUCACCCGGCCCUCGCCUCGAUUGCAGCCGAAAUCUUCAACGAGCACAUGCCCACGCCCAACCAAAUGCACAUCCGCCGCGAAGACGUCAACAUCACCGCCAACGACCUCCUCAACAUGAACGUCCCCGGAAAGGUCACCGAAGCCGGCAUCCGCAAGAACCUCGACAUCGGCCUUGCCUACAUGGAAGCCUGGAUCCGCGGCGUCGGCUGCGUCCCCAUCAACUACCUCAUGGAAGACGCGGCCACCGCCGAAGUCUCCCGAAGCCAGCUGUGGCAAUGGGCCAGGCACAACGUCCAGACUGCUGAGGGCAACAAAGUCACAAAGGACUAUGCCCUCAAGCUGCUGCACGAGCAGGCAAAGGCGCUCAGCGACAAGGCGCCAAAGGGAAACAAGUACCAUCUCGCUGCAAAGUACUUUGAAAGCCAGGUCACUGGCGAAGACUAUGCCGAGUUUUUGACUUCUCUUCUAUACAACGAAAUCACAAACGUCGGCCCACCAAAGGGCGCCUCGAAGUUGUAACAAUAAAUAUAGUACCGAGAAAUUGUCCCCACUUUUGUUGUAGUAACGACAUCUUUGUCAUGACCUGAAAAAAGUCGUUUUUUUUUCUUUGGCGCCGUCUUGGUCAUACUGUACGGUACGGUGCUGUUUAUACCAUGAAGCCGAAUUGUCUAUCCCAUCUAGUCGAUGCAAGUAUAUCAAAUCAGAUUAAAUCAGAUCGAAUGAAAGCGAAUUAAAGCGAAAGCAAAGCAGUCUCAAGUCGAGAAAAAGAAUAAC